GGAAAAAGUCAGUCAAAGUUUUUAGUAUUUUGUGAUUAUAUUCGCCUUCAUUCAGUCGGAAACUGUUGACUAUGGUAGACACACACAAGACGUGAAACACCCCUUAUACAAAAAAGACGAGGGUACAUGUCAAAAACAAUUACAGAGCUGCCAGACAACCACAAUAUAAGCAAAACAGGAGACCCCAUCAGGGAGACGAGGAGAAAUCUAUGGAGGCGGAGCAGGAGGGAGAGAAGGAAAUGAAGAUGGUUCUUCGCUGUCCUCCGAUCUACCCACUGCCUGAAGAGAUAAAACAGAUGGAGCGCAGUGAGACAGUGUGUCGUUACUGCGGUGUAAGCUACUUAAUUUUCCACGAGUUCCAUCAGCUCAACACCCGGCUGGCUCAGUUGGAGGAAGAGCUCCAGGGACUGAGAGAGACCACCCAGAGAGAGAAGGCCCAGCGAGAGGCACUGGAGCUGGGCAGGCUGGAGUGGGAGAGGGCGUUCCACCUGGAGGUGCAGAGACAGACAGAGGAGAAUGAGAAAAGCACAAGAGAAGAGUUAGAAGAGAGGAACAAAGACACAAAGAGAGCUCUGAGAGAGGAGUUUGAACAAAAGAACGAGAAGACGAGGCGAGAGAUGAAAGACGAGUAUCAGAAAAUUAGUGAAGAAAAAGAGAGACGACUUAGAAGAGAGCUGGGAGACCUGGAGGAGGAGACACUGAGGAAGCAGCGAGAAGAGCUGGAGAGGAGGUCUGAGGAGAGGGAGAAAGUUCUGAGUGACGCACUUCAAAAGGCCAAUAAAAAUUUAGACGAGCUGAGAAAAUACUUCCAACAGCUGGAAGAGAGGCUGGCAGUAGCGGCUACCACGAAGGAGGAGGCAGAGCAGUUACUUGGAAAAGAGAAGCUUCAAGGUGAAAUUCUCAGAGGAGUGUGUGUGCAGCAGAAGCAGGCCCUGCGAGCGACUUUCUCUGUGCUCCGAUCCACUGCCAGAGAGCUCACAGGUGUACGGGGUUUCCUCAGCCAGCUGAUGGGGGUCUGGCAGGCCUUCAGAUCUCAGAUACUGCAGCACAGCACACAGGUGUUCUCAGUGCUGAGAGAUGAGCUGAAGCAUUCCAGUGUGGAGUUACAGAAAAUGAGAGAAGAGAAAGAGCGCCUAGCACAGCAGCUGAUGGAGCAGAGGAAUCAGAGUGAGGAGCAGCUGUCCCAACAGAAACACUCUGAGAAUGAGCAACUACUCAGGUUAAAAGGGGAGUUGGACGAUAAACACGAGAGGUUGUUGUCAUGCCAACGAAGGUGUGACACCAUACAGGAGCAGCUGUCGUCAUGGCAGCAGAGAGAGGGACAAAUGAGCCGGAAGUGCUGCGCAGCUGAAGAGGAAGUGACGCGACUGAGGGAAGCUCUGGAGAAGGUCCAGCAGGAAACAAGAGAGCUGAGGCGCGAAAGGGAGAUAUUGAUAGAGGCUCAUGGCAGAGCCCUGACCGAGAUGGAGGAAGACUGCAGACAGCAAAUGAUCCCAAAGCUGGCUGCUGCCCUGGAAAAGCAGAGAACUCAGCACACAUUGCACCUGAGGGAGCAGAUGGAGGAGCUUCGCAGGGAGGCGGAGUUAGAGCUGACAGUUGACAAGGAGAAGAACCAACUUCUGCUUCUACAGUACCAGCGAGACGGCGCACAGCUUCGGCUGAAGCUAGAGGAUAGACAGCAGGUGCUACAAGGGCUGCAAGAUGAGCUGCAGGAGGAGAGGAGAAACAGGGUGGAGCAGAGGAGGAGGACAGAGGUGGAGAUACACCAGGAGCUGCAGGGCUCCCGACAGCAGGAGGCGCUACAGCUGAGCCAAGCUAAAGCUGAUCUACAGCUGGUGACUGAGAGGAAUGCUGAACUUCAAGAAGAGGUGGCGUUACUCCAGGAGACAGUAAGAAGGGAGUGUGAGGAGAGGGAGGAGCUGACUGCUGCUCUGUCUCAAGCUCAAGAGGAGCUUCUUGGGCUGCGGUCCCUGGCGUCUCAUCAGGGCUCCUCCUGGUCUUCUCCACAAAACCCCAUGGAGAGUCAAACAACCCCGGGGAACAAGCAAUUCCAUCUCCAUAGUCAAACCCGGAUACCUCUCACUCGCUCUUUAAACUCCCCAAACACACUGCGACCCUCCCCUGCCUGCACAGACAAAGACAGAGGCCAGGGCGCAGAUGGAGGAGGAGCAGGGAGGAGUUUUGAGUCUUGGAAUCGUGGUGGAGAAAAAAGACGAGAGGGGACACUGCCCAAACUGAAGGCCAGCAGUACAGUGAGCAAAGUCAAACGUAAGGUCAGUUUAGCGAUGGAGAGGAAGGAGAGACGGUAAAAAGCAAUCUGAAUGAAGGGCCAUAUACUGUAUGUAUUACACGUAGACUGUAUAUAAAGAUGUGCAACGCAUCGCCACUUUCUCCCACUGUACAGAAGUGAAGCCAAAAUAUAAUAAAUAAAUAUAACUGAUAUCUUGAGAUUUUAACAUGAUUUGGGGCCAGAGUUUG
Messenger RNA from Sebastes umbrosus (honeycomb rockfish), 2478 nucleotides. It is a transcript of the gene lekr1, whose product is annotated as leucine, glutamate and lysine rich 1. The record is from RefSeq and is a predicted model, not a curated record. NCBI's taxonomy places the organism in Eukaryota, Metazoa, Chordata, Actinopteri, Perciformes, Sebastidae. The transcript is spliced from 13 exons. The coding region runs from base 210 to 2309 and encodes 699 amino acids.